This is a messenger RNA of Piliocolobus tephrosceles (Ugandan red Colobus), 2216 nucleotides long. It is a transcript of the gene IDUA, whose product is annotated as alpha-L-iduronidase. Gene Ontology annotation, molecular function: L-iduronidase activity. The record is from RefSeq and is a predicted model, not a curated record. Gene Ontology annotation, biological process: carbohydrate metabolic process. The coding region runs from base 64 to 2103 and encodes 679 amino acids. The transcript has 13 exons. Lineage: Eukaryota; Metazoa; Chordata; Mammalia; Primates; Cercopithecidae.
CCUAUCCGGAGGCGGAACCGGCAGUGCGGCCCGAAGGCCCACAGUCACCGAGCGCUCCCGGCCAUGCGACCCCUGCGCCCCCGCGCGACGCUGCUCGCGCUCCUGGCCUCGCUCCUGGCCGCUUCCCCGGUGGUCCCGGCUGAGGCCCCGCACCUGGUGCAGGUGGACGCGGCCCGCGCGCUGUGGCCUCUGCGGCGCUUCUGGAGAAGCACAGGCUUCUGCCCCCCGCUGCCACACAGCCAGGCUGACCAGUACGUCCUCAGCUGGGACCAGCAACUCAACCUCGCCUAUGUGGGCGCCGUCCCUCACCGCGGCAUUGAGCAGGUCCGGACCCACUGGCUGCUGGAGCUUGUCACCACCAGGGGGUCCACUGGACGGGGCCCAAGCUACAACUUCACCCACCUGGACGGGUACCUGGACCUUCUUAGGGAGAACCAGCUCCUCCCAGGGUUUGAGCUGAUGGGCAGCGCCUCGGGCCACUUCACCGACUUUGAGGACAAGCAGCAGGUGUUUGAAUGGAAGGACUUGGUCUCCAGCCUGGCCAGGAGAUACAUCGGUAGGUACGGACUGGCGCAUGUUUCCAAAUGGAACUUCGAGACGUGGAACGAGCCGGACCACCACGACUUUGACAACGUCUCCAUGACCAUGCAAGGCUUCCUGAACUACUAUGAUGCCUGCUCCGAGGGUCUGCGCGCGGCCAGCCCGGCCCUGCGGCUGGGAGGCCCUGGCGACUCCUUCCACACCCCACCGCGAUCCCCACUGAGCUGGGGCCUCCUGCGCCACUGCCACGACGGUACCAACUUCUUCACCGGGGAGGCGGGCGUGCGGCUGGACUACAUCUCCCUCCACAGGAAGGGUGCGCGCAGCUCCAUCUCCAUCCUGGAGCAGGAGAAGGCCGUCGCGCAGCAGAUCCGGCAGCUCUUCCCCAAGUUUGCGGACACCCCCAUUUACAACGACGAGGCGGACCCGCUGGUGGGCUGGUCCCUGCCGCAGCCGUGGAGGGCUGACGUGACCUAUGCGGCCAUGGUGGUGAAGGUCAUCGCCCAGCAUCAGAACCUGCUACUGGCCAACACCAGCUCCACCAUCCCCUACGCGCUCCUGAGCAACGACAACGCCUUCCUGAGCUACCACCCGCACCCCUUCGCGCAGCGCACGCUCACCGCGCGCUUCCAGGUCAACAACACCCGCCCGCCGCACGUGCAGCUGCUGCGCAAGCCGGUGCUCACAGCCAUGGGGCUGCUGGCGCUGCUGGACGAGGAGCAGCUCUGGGCCGAGGUGUCUAGGGCCGGGACGGUCCUGGACAGCAACCACACGGUGGGCGUCCUGGCCAGCGCCCACCGCCCCGAGGGCCCAGCCGACGCCUGGCGUGCCGCCGUGCUGAUCUACGCGAGCGACGACACCCGCGCCCACCCCAACCGCAGCGUCGCGGUGACGGUGCGGCUACGGGGGGGGCCCCCCGGCCCAGGCCUGGUCUACGUCACGAGCUACCUGGACAACCGGCUCUGCAGCCCCGACGGCGAGUGGCGGCGCCUGGGCCGGCCCGUCUUCCCCUCUGCCGAGCAGUUCCGGCGCAUGCGCGCGGCCGAGGACCCGGUGGCCGCGGCGCCGCGCCCCUUCCCCGCCGGCGGCCGCCUGACCCUGCGCCCCGCGCUGCGGCUGCCGUCGCUUCUGCUGGUGCACGUGUGCGCGCGCCCUGAGAAGCCGCCCGGCCAGGCAAGUGGCAGUCCCCCAACCCGCGCCGUGGCCUGGACUCCUCCUCCCCGACCCCAUCACAGCCCCUCCCUCCCCCCGGUCACCCGGCUCCGUGCCCUGCCCCUGACCCAAGGGCAGCUGGUUCUUGUCUGGUCGGAUGAACACGUGGGCUCCAAGUGCCUGUGGACAUACGAGAUCCAGUUCUCUCAGGACGGUAAGGUGUACACCCCAGUCAGCAGGAAGCCAUCGACCUUCAAUCUCUUUGUGUUCAGCCCAGACACAGGUACUGUCUCCGGCUCCUACCGAGUUCGAGCCCUGGACUACUGGGCCCGACCAGGCCCCUUCUCCAACCCUGUGCCGUAUCUGGAGGUCCCCGUGCCAAGAGGGCCCCCACCCCCUGGCAAUCCGUGAGCCUGUGCCGAGCCCCAGUGGGCUGCACCUCCACCGGCAGUCAGCGAGCUGGGGUUGCACUGUGCCCACGCUGCCUUCCCAUCACCCCCUUUGCAAUAUAUUUUUAUAUUUUA